Molecule: messenger RNA, 2861 nt
Organism: Exaiptasia diaphana
Lineage: Eukaryota; Metazoa; Cnidaria; Anthozoa; Actiniaria; Aiptasiidae
Product: G-patch domain and KOW motifs-containing protein
Exons: 16
Coding region: 570-2012 (480 amino acids)
Biological process (GO): mRNA splicing, via spliceosome
Cellular component (GO): spliceosomal complex
Molecular function (GO): nucleic acid binding
Source: RefSeq, a predicted model, not a curated record
CUAUAGACCAGGAAGGACACAUAACUUACACUCGUGAGAAUAUUCGCAACCGCAAACAACUCUGCUUUUCCUGCAAGAAAAGACAUUGUUUUUUGUAAAGCAAAGAACGAGAUGCUCGAGUACUUGUCUACACAAUGCAAGCUAUUCAUACCAUGCUGUUUAUACAGCAACGACCUAUGGAAUUUUAUCAAAGCUGCUGAAACAACACUUGUCCGCCAAAAAGAAAAACAAAUGCUACAGGAUUGACUAUAAGAUGUGAUGACCUGAACUCAAUCGACCAAACGAAAUAUGAUAGCCCACAUGUAAUGAAAGUGCCUGAAAGCAAGUAAAUCCGGGGCGGAAAGACCGAACGCCACACCGACGCCCCAGUUGAAAAGACGCUCAAACAACUGUAUUGAUUGUUGAACUUCGCUUAAAUCCAUCAGACAUGACAUCAACAGCAUUAAUAAACCCCGACAAUCAAAAAGUCACAGAACAAAUCAUGCGAUGUCGCCAUUCGCGGGAAACCUGUGUAUGUACCACAAGCAAUGGAACCAGCGGCAACACCCAUGAAGAUAUAGUUUUCAAAGAUGGCGGAUAGACCGGACGGAGAAACAACGUUUUCAUUCACUUUUACCAAGAAAAAAGAGACCAAAAACUUGCAAAAGACGAAUAMAAAUUUAUUGGGAGCAGAAAAUAAAGAUAAGGAUGAGGAUGUGGAUUUCAUACGAUCGGCAGAAGGUAACAAGUUACAAAGUGUAAAACCAAAGGAAGCAGCAAAAGAACUCAUUAUCCCACUCCAGAAGAAAAACAGAUGGAUUCUCCCCAAUGAAACCACUAAUGAUCUUGAUAGACAGGCUGCAGAAGAACUCGUCAAAGAUGCUUUACGAGACUUGGAGACUAAAGCUGAAAAUACUGAUGAUAUCUCAAUUCCAAUCUUGAUGAGAAAUAGAAUGCCUAACGUGGAAGGCCGCGAACAGGAUGAAAAGCUAGACAUAGAAAUGAGACCAUCUGAGAGUACACUAGAUGACUAUGAAGCAAUGCCUGUCAGUUCUUUUGGUGCAGCUAUGCUGAGAGGAAUGGGAUGGAAGAAAGGAGAAGCUAUUGGUGGGACAGUGAAAGGACUCUGUGAGCCUAUUGAGUUCAUUCAACGGUCAAAAGGACUGGGUCUGGGGGCAGAAAGGAAAAGUGAACCAAGAAAAAAGAAAAGAAAACCUGGUGACACUGAAGAAAAGAAAAUUGGUCCAAUCAAAGAGAAAGAUGGCCGUGUUAGACAUGUGAAGGGUGUUGGCGAAAAAGUAACUGUCCAGGAACCUUUAGAUUUCCGACGUGGAGUUGGUGCAGUGAUAGAAAAAGGUCCUCACAAAGACAUGCAUGGAAAGAUAAUAUCAGUAGAUGUUGAUAAUUCAAGGGUAACAGUAAGACUACACAUCAGCGGUGAAAAUACAACCAUACAUCAGUUUCAUGUACGGUUAAUUGACCAGGAAGACUACAAAGACCUCUCGAAUAAACRAAAAGAUAAACACAGAGAUUUAGAACGUAGAAGCAGUAAAAAGAGAAAAGAAGACAGUUACGACAAAGCCAAAAACAAAUACAAAGAUGACGAGCCCUCACCUAAACACCAUAAGAGCCRUCAUAGUAAUGGAGAYCAACCCAAGGAAGCUAAGAGCUGGUUGUAUCCACAGUUACGGGUUAGAAUUGUUAGCAAAGACUAUAAGAAAGGUCGCUACUACAAUACCAAAGUUCGUGUCCUAGACGUCACAAGUAGAACUAGUUGCGUUUGUGAAACACAAGAUGGAAAGGUUUUAGAAGGAGUCUCUCAGUCCAUGUUAGAAACUAUUGUACCGAAAACAGAUGAUGCCUUUGUUAGAAUAGUACAAGGAAAACACAAAGGGCAGUUUGGUACGCUUCUUCGUCGUGAYACGUCUAAGUACGAAGCCAUCGUCCAACUUCUUAUCGAUAAAAGUGUAGCAACGCUACAUUACGAUGAUAUCAGUGAACAUUUAGGCGAUAUAAGAGAGGAUUUCUUAUGAUACGGGAUCAAAAGACGAUAUGAAUUUCUGCGGUCGUGGGAAAAUUGUGUUGCAGUUGGAACUAAUGACGAUCUUCUCAAUGUGAAAGUCAUUUAACAUGACUAAGAGUACAUGAUCUACUGGCCUUUUCAUUUAUUUAUUCAUCGCCAUGACAUCGAUUUUCGGAUAGCCAGUGGGGUCGCGAUUAGAUUUAGUUAGAGUAGAGUCUGUUUGCGGAGGCCAUUUUGAGAAGAGUACUAACUACUAUCUUUUAUAUGAUAUAAAUGAACUACGUGGAUGUUUUUUCGUCACAAAACAAUUUGACGAGAGACGAAUUACUGUAACAAGUGGAAAUGCAAGAAUUAACAAGUGAAGAGUUUAUUUAUGAUCAGACAUUUUUGUUUUGUUUUGACACUUGAGCGUCCCAUAAUGCCUUUUGUUUCAAGAUGGCCAUCGUAUCACUACCAUGUCAGGUUCUGUAGGUACACCAUUGGUAUUUCUUUCACGUUUCAUCUUCACUUUUAAAAGGCCGGUUUACACUUGCGAUUUUUGCAGCCCGAUUGUCGCGCGAUAAUCGCAACUUUGCUAUCGCACAACUCUAAUCGUACGUGUAAUACGUGAGUCAAUCGCCUCGACGUUGCAGCUAAAUUUGAAGCAUGUUCGAAACUCAGGCGAUGGUCGCGCGACAAUCGCGUUACAAAAAUAGCAAGUGCUAACUGGACUGUGAGGCCAUAGCGAAUUGAAUGCUAACGAGUGCCGAAGGAAUAAAACUCUACUACGAAAAUGGCUGCCUAUUUCAUGUCAUAAUUAAGACCGAUCGAUAAUAUAACUAAGCACAAUAUUUUAAUAAAAUUUUAACUGUAUUAUGAA